AUGCUGCAGGGAAUCCAUCACCACCACUUCUUCAGCCAAGAAGCUAAGGAGGAAGCAGCCAAGUUCACAUGCCAGAGUUUGGGUAUCAAAGACCAAACACAGACAAAUUUUAUUGGAAUUGUCCAUGAAUACUGUCAAGAAACAGGCCAAACUCAUAAUUUCAUUCAACUGGAAAGGUCUGGUCCUCCACAUACCCCUCAAUUUUCCUACAAAUUAGUGAUCAACAAUAAGGAUUACCCUGAGGGGAAGGGAACAAAAAUUAAGGAGGCCAAACAAAAGGCAGCUCAGCUGGCCUGGUAUGUCCUUCAAGAGCAGUCAGAAUGGGACACCAAGGAUGUUAUUAAAAACAAAAACACAGAAAACAGACAAAGUGAGACAUGAGCUCAUUCACGGUUUUCUCCAGACUUUGAUUCCAUAGAAUGUCUCGCUAAAGGAGGCUUUGGACAUGUUUUUGCAGCAAGAGAGAAACUGGUGGACAAGUAUUACGCUGUAAAGAUUGUUCGCUAUAAAGAAAAAGCUCUACGAGAAGUGACAGCAUUAGGUGAAAUCUCUCACGAUAAUAUUGUUAGAUACUACAAUUGCUGGAUAGAGGAUUCAGAACCAGAGUGGGACAACGCGACUGACACUUACAGCAGUUCACAGUCCUCUAGUGAUUUAUCACCAAAGUACCUCUAUAUUAAGAUGGAGCUGUGUGACACCAAAACACUCAAAGACUGGAUAAAUAAGAAGAAUGAGGAGAGUCUGCAGGAGACAAAGAGAAGGGCAGAAAGUUUACAUUUUGCACAGCAAAUAGUCAGUGGAGUUGAGUGCAUUCACUCCAAGAAGAUCAUCCACAGAGACCUGAAGCCUGCCAACAUCAUGUUUGGAAAAGAUGGAAAAGUGAAGAUUGGAGACUUCGGUCUGGCCACUGCUGAGACUGAUGAUGACAACGUGAAACUGAUGGACAGAACACACAAUGCAGGAACCAGACCUUACAUGGCUCCCGAACAGAGGAGCAAAGGAUACGGCCGCAAAGUGGACAUAUUUGCACUGGGGCUGAUAUAUUGUGAGCUCCUUUGGAAGCUCUCGUCUGGACAUGAAAGAGGAAAGGUUUGGCCUGAUGUCAGAAAUCGGAUUCUUCCUGAAGAAUUUCCACUGAAGUUUCCCCAAGAGAACCAAAUAAUUCUGUCAAUGCUGAGUGAGAAGCCAGAAGACCGACCUGAAGCAAGUGUACUGAAGACAGAGAUGGAAAAAUGGGCUCAGACAUUCAAUGCAUAAAGUCUUUCAGAAAAUGGAACUGAGUAACUUAAGUACUUGUGAGAAGUCUGAAAUCAGUUUCUUUUGAUAUCUGUGUUUUUUUUCAUAAAAUUCUUUGAUAUUAACAUAAUGCUUUUAACUUCAGAGCCACAACCAUGCAAAGGACAGUGGUUCAUGGUUAUGUGUUCUUCUUAAGAGCACCUCAGAGUGGUGAUGGGGGGCCAAUCUAUUUUUAAUGCAUAAAAAAAAAUCCCUUCCUCCACUGAAAUAGCAUUGAUGUAACCAUACACUGUCAGAGUCAUUGAUUUGCUGCAGGUUUAAGGUGGAAAUACUUGGCAGUAAUGUUGACUGCUUCUUUCACUCAUUUCUCACUCAUUUUACUGUUUGGCUGCUUAAAAUGUGACUUAAGAAAUGAUUCGUCUUUGUCUGCCUCUGCUCUAAGUAAUCAUGUGUUGGAUAAUUUCUGUGGCCACAUUUUACAUUUUAUUCUAUGCUGGAAAUGGUCAUGUAUUCAUACUGAUGUCGUAUUAUAAGAUAAGAUAAGAUAAGAUAAGAUAAGAUAAAGUUCUUUAUUUCUCCCCACGCCAGGGGAAAUUUACAUUGCUACAGCAGCUUAUGUAACAGUAGACAUAGUGAUAAGAAUAAAAUAAUAAUAGAACAAUAGUAGUAAUAUUUACAAUAUAUACAAGGGUGAGAGAUGAGGAUAAAGUGGCUUAACAGAAAAAAUAAAAAUAAAGUUUAAAAGUGAGCUUUGCUUUGUAUAGGCUAAAUUGGAUAAUAAAACAAUCCACCACCAGGGUGUAACUGUCAUUUGUCUUGUACAUACUGUAUUGUUGUACGAGUUUUGAAUUUCAGUCAGUGCUAGAGGCUUUGAAGCACUUUACUGAUGAUCUGCCUCAUCUUUACAUUUAAAUAAAGCUUUAGAAAAAUAUUAGCUAGUUCCAGAAAAUCCCCGUCAUGAAGCAAAUGCUUGUACUGGAUGAGUUUGUCAUUAAUUCUUAAAAUAGUAAUUGCAAGGUAACCCUGUUAACAUGAAGAUGUAGGAUCUAUGACAUUGUGCAAGAUGAGCAGUCCAUCACAUUGGUAGCACAGAGAUAGACAACAGUGCACACUUCAGUUCAGGUCAAACAUUCAAAAGAAGCAAACAUUUCUGAUUGGAGAGAGACUAAACAGUGGCAGAAUAAAUGUACUUUGUUUUGGUUAGUGCUAGCUAAAAGUGCAUGUUUAAUGAGGUAAUACUUCAUGUGCAUAAACAUUUCUGAAAACUAGAAAUACAAAAAAGAAAUAUACCACUCUAAAUUCAUGUUAUCACCUGCAAAAGUCUAUUUAAAAAGUAGAUUUUUGUGCUUUUUUUUUUUUUACUGUGCAUUCAUUUUGUUUAAAUUGUUUUUUUUUUUCAUCUAAGACAAAUCUCUACUUCACUGGCACUUACAAAAACUAUCUGUAUUUUGACAAUUAUUACAGAGGGUUGUGUUCAUAUAUCAGUCAUGAUGAUUUACAAUGCAAUUUAUUCCUAAAUAUGUGGUAAAAAUGCGUUCUUUCUGCCCGUUGACAUCAAUCAUUUCUGAUCUAUGGAGUGCCAAAAAGAGAUACUUAAAAUUCCCUCAAUUAAGACUCUUGACUUUAAUAGUUGGAUGAUGUUCAUUUUGUUGUUUAUUAUCAUAGGAUAACGUUUUUUUUUGUUUUUUUUUUUAUACCGACAAAUCAAAGAAACUUUAAUGUUGCAAUAAAAGAAACAAUACUGAGGCUGGCUUUCCCCAGUGUUCAGAUAUCUGUUGUGGAAAUUAAUGCAAAUUACAACAUUUUUAGAUACUUCAGACAUUUUAUGUUUUAUAUACAACAUCAAAUUUUAUAAAAUGUGUAAUACAAGACAUAAUUGUAUUAAUGUAAGCCAUCAACUGGGAAUUUUCAGCGUGAUAUCUAUUGGUUAAAAGUUUCUUUCUGGUCACCUGUUGUGUCCUAACUACAGUUCCCAUAAGUCUUAGCUGCAGCACUAAAACCUCUUGGGACAUAACAUACUUUUACAUGCAGGUAUGUUGAUCCUACGAGUUACUACACACCCAUUUAUAACAUAAAAUCAACAUUGUAUAUUCAUAAUUUAAAAUUUGAAUUGCGAUAGUAUGAACAUCUGUUACAGUUUUACUUACAACAUGCCUUGCCUCAGUAUGGACUUUUUUCCACAACAUGAAAGCCACAACAGUUGCUUAGUUUCCCAUUUAAAGCCCAAAUGGCAGCAUUUACUGAUACAGAGAGCUCACAAUGUUCUUCUGGUUUGUGUCACUACAGAAACCAAAUGAUAAAAUCAGUGUUGUUACUGCUUACGUGGUAGAAAAGGGUUCUUCAAUUAAAUUUUAUAGUAAGCGAAUAAAACAUUUACCAACGUAUGAACCAUUGCCUCAGGAAAUCAUUGUCUCCUGCAACAAAUAAUUUAUUCCAAUUUGGGAAAGAUUGCAAAUAUGUAUUAAAAGUGAUGUGGACUUGUGCAAAUCAAUGAAAACAUUUUUGUCAGUGUCACAAAAUGACUGCAAUGUGAUCUUAAACACCUAUAUGACUAAAUUAUUUUAGUACUUUCACAUGUGUUUGUCUGGAGGGGGGAGACUGUACUUAUAAGACCUGGGGACAUUUUAGGAGCAAAUGAUGUAUUUUUGAUCCUGCACCGAUGUAUUCUUAUAAUUAUUUUAGCAUUACGGAGGAUCAGACAUUUAAAUUCUUCACAGCAUCACCGGGCAAACUCAGAAAAGAAAUGAUUUAUAUUCUGUGAGUUCAAGUACCUGCUAUAUGUGUGAUAGCUUGUCGACAUUAAACACAUAAUUGCUGAG
This is a messenger RNA of Amphiprion ocellaris (clown anemonefish), 4055 nucleotides long. RefSeq names its product interferon-induced, double-stranded RNA-activated protein kinase-like. Lineage: Eukaryota; Metazoa; Chordata; Actinopteri; Pomacentridae. The record is from RefSeq and is a predicted model, not a curated record. Gene Ontology annotation, biological process: protein phosphorylation. The transcript is spliced from 11 exons. Gene Ontology annotation, molecular function: protein kinase activity; ATP binding.